This is a messenger RNA of Aplysia californica (California sea hare), 3444 nucleotides long. Its product is annotated as calcium uniporter protein, mitochondrial. The record is from RefSeq and is a predicted model, not a curated record. Gene Ontology annotation, biological process: mitochondrial calcium ion homeostasis; calcium import into the mitochondrion. The coding region runs from base 34 to 1071 and encodes 345 amino acids. Gene Ontology annotation, molecular function: calcium channel activity; uniporter activity. Lineage: Eukaryota; Metazoa; Mollusca; Gastropoda; Aplysiida; Aplysiidae. Gene Ontology annotation, cellular component: mitochondrial inner membrane; uniplex complex. The transcript is spliced from 7 exons.
CUGGCAUAAACUAUAAGUACUCCCGGAAUUAAAAUGGCUGCUUCUAUUCCCUUUAGAAAACUUCUAGUUAGAAGCCUUUUUUCUAAGCAAGUGCACCUCGAAAUAUCAAGUAUAAAUAGUUUUGUUGUGCGCAAUGCUAAUUGCAAGCUGCAGACAUUGCAUCGAGCUCCGGCUUUUAGUCAUCAGCUCUUGCGUCCCUUCAGUUCUCAAGUUUUAUACAAAACAGACGUAACUGUUGAUAUCCGAGAUGGGCUUCCUGUCGUUGCUCUUCCUUUGCCUUCACGGAAGGAAUCCUGUGAAUUCACCUUAAAGCCUAUAUCCCAGACAGUGGGAGAUUUCGUCAGAUUCAUCAAAGAAGAAGAUGGAGGUGUUGACACUGUGACCUUUUUUACCGCAGAGGGCAACAGAAUUGCAAAGUCAACAACCAUUGAUGUGCUGAUGCGUUCUGACUUUAAGCUUAGCAUCAACGAAGAAAAAUAUGAUGUCAGCCCUCCAGUUCUUUGCCCUGUUUCGUCGGAGGAUGCACAGACGAUGACCGACGUGAAGCAGCUGAUUUCGAAGCUGUACUCCACUCUCAACGUAGAGAACCAUCAGUUGGAGAGAGAGAAUGAGAUUCUCCAACGAUUGGAAGAUCUCAACAUGCAGAUUGCACCCCUUGAACAAAAAAGCCAGAACCUGUUUCUGAGGGCCAACAACAACACGAACCGGUUGUCGUGGCUGGGGCUGGGCAUGAUGGGACUGCAGUUCGGCAUCCUGGCGCGGCUCACGUGGUGGGAGUACUCGUGGGAUAUCAUGGAGCCCGUCACCUACUUUGUCACCUACGGAACCUCUAUGGCCAUGUUUGCCUACUUUGUCCUCACCAAGCAGGAAUACAUCUUCCCCGACGCCCGAGACCGCCAGUUCCUCAUCAAGUUCUACAAGCUGGCCAAGAAGGAAGAUCUGGACGUGGACAAGUACAAUGAACUCCGAGAGGCCAUCACUGAAGCUGAGCACGACCUUCGGCGGCUCCGCGACCCCUUGCAGAUGCAUCUACCCAUCCGGGAGAUGGAGAAGUUUGCGAAGAAAGAAUAAUGAAGCGGUUAGAGUUGUGUAUGCGAGUAUAUUGUUGUUGUUGUUGUUUGUUACGACGGUUUGGCAACUGCUUCUGAGCUGAUUGAAAUUUGAGAGUCUGAACAAAAGUAGAAGAAAGAAAAAGGAACCAGUGUUGACCUGGUGACUUUUUUGUGGUUAUUUUUAUUUACUGCCGGUUUUGUUUUGUUUUUUUGUUUUUAAAGCGAGGAAUGAACUUCUCUCUGGAAGAGACGGUUUUCCUCCCUUCCAUUGUUUUAGCUGUCCCCGUCGGUUUAUGCUAGAAAAAUUGUGAAAUUACGCAAACUGAGCCCUAAAAUGUGAAAUUAUGCUAUUCUGUUCAUUUUAACGAAGAAUGAUAAAGGAAAAUAAUCAGAAAGUAUGCAAAAAAUGGUCAAAUUUUGCAAGAUUAUGCGGGGUGCAUAAAACCACGGGGACAGAUUCAGUGUUGCCUGUGAUAUAACUAUGGAAAAGUUCCCGUUAGUGUGGAACCCAAAGCCUGCCAGUUUGAAUUUUAACCUAUGUAUGUAUGUAUGUACUGAUCGGGAGUCUUCUGGCGUUUCCUGUCGAGAACAAAUGUGUGUGUGUGUGUGUUUGUUUGUUUGGCAACUUUUUAUUUCUGUGAGUAUGUCGUUGAUGUAAGGGCGGUGCCGGUGGCUUGAAUGCCUGCGAUGCUUCAUGAAGCUGCAAUAUGUUGCAGGAAAAAGGAAACCCCCAAUAUAGACGCAAAGUUUGAACUGGGUUUUUUCUAGUUUUUGUAUUUUUUAAUAUUUUUUAUUUAAAAAAUUUUUUUUAUAUAUUUUUUUUUUUGGUUGAUUUUUGGAAUUCUGUAUUAAAAAUUUUUAAUACUAGGAUAAAAAAAUAAUCAGUAAGAGAUAGUUCAACACAUAUCCUUUGCUAUUCUGUAAAUGCACUUUCACAUUAUUGUGUUUCAGUUGGGAAAUACAGUAUCCUGCUUAUAUAGUUUUUGUUAAAGUUUUUGUCUACUGCUGUGCGAAAAGAUAAAAAAUGGGGGCACCAUGACCUCGUCAUUAACAACGGUUGUGAGGAGUUUAGAUAACGUGAAGAGUGGAAAAUCCAACUUGAAUAUCAUUAGAUUUGAAAACACACCUUGAUAGAAUGUACAGAGCACAAAAGUAGCGUAACAUUUUUUUGGCUGUCUGGAUGAAAUUCACUGCAUCUUUCUGGAUUUAAAAUCGUUUUUGUUCUUCUUGGAAAAGCAGCGAUAAAGUUUAUAAGUCCUUCUGGUAAUAUUUCAUCUCUUUGAGUGUUCCGUUAAAAAAAAUGUUGUGUUAAAACAUAUUUUUUAGAUACCUUUAGGGUGUGAUGAAUUUAUCAUGAAGGUCAUCACGAUAACUUUUGACUUGUUACUUGUUGUAAAGAUCUGUUAGUGGUACUCUGUUGAGUGUAUGAUGAGAUGCUUGUUGAUCUCCUUUUUGUCACAUUGUUUCAUUUGGACUCCAAGGACUGUUUCAGUAUACGACAGUGCCGCUGUGGUCUAUUUACAAGUGAUGCUUUGUCGGCUCCUGCAUGAGCAAGUGUCAGACUAGGCCGAGGUUUUCAUAAGGUUUUGUUUGAAAGUGUGAAUUGGAAUUUUUUCAUUUUGCAUGGGGGGGAUUAACAAGUAGGUCAUGUGAUUUAUUUAUUUAUAUUUUUUUGUAUCGUGCAGUUGUUGUAGUGCUAAUCAGCUUGAACAAUUAUAUAUAUAUAUAUAUAUAUUUGUACAGCUAGUCUGUCAUAUUUCUUGAUUAUAGUUUGACCAACAGCAACCCCCCCUCCCCCCCGCCCCCAUUUGCUCUGUAUCAGUCAGCAAGUGGAAGAGACAGUCAGUGCAGAUUGUUUUGUUGCUUAAUUGAAAAGCCUUUUCUCCGAAUGAAGGUCACACAGCUGAAACAUACCGCCGGCCUUACUUUUAAUAAUGCGUUCAGUGUCCCCCCCCCGUCCCCCGCUUUUACUGCUCGAUUAAUUGAAUGAUAUUUCUGCUCAUAGCUUGUAUAGUUUCUAUGAUUUCCCCCCUUAUAUUGCGCAGUUUGCCCUGAUCUGUAAGUUGUUCAGGAUAGGCCUGAUAAUGUUGGAGAUGGAAGUUCAGUUUGUUAAGUCUUGUUAAAGUUGCUGUAUUUUUUCUGUUGUACAGUUGUAUUGCAUGACAGAGUCUUGUGGGAAAUGUGUCAACUGUGUGAAGAAUGUCCGCAAUACAUUUAAAUUUGCAUCAAUGAGGAAGACAAGAAAGAAAGUAUGCAGAUAUUUGGUUGUUUUAUUUUUGGUUCAAGCUGCUACUUUACCUGCUUUGCCUGCUGGGUUGUUUUUUAAGCAUUACGUUGAGGGGUGUGGAUCAAGAAGAGAGACCCUACCCCCACUGUAGAAUUGUUAGUUAAU